Molecule: messenger RNA, 4477 nt
Organism: Limulus polyphemus (Atlantic horseshoe crab)
Lineage: Eukaryota; Metazoa; Arthropoda; Merostomata; Xiphosura; Limulidae
Product: mucin-12-like
Exons: 8
Coding region: 501-2774 (757 amino acids)
Source: RefSeq, a predicted model, not a curated record
UUUCAAAACUUUUGUAGACUAAAAUGAAAGUUUAUAUAUUCGGAGUAGCUCAGGUAUUGCUUUAUUUUUGUUUUUUCCCCCAGGUGUUAAAAGUUUGAGUUUGAGGUUUUCGCCUUUUUUAAGCGUUAGAAAAUGUCUUCUGCUAACACUUAGUAGCAGCCAAAAUUGAAGAAGAAAGAGUAUAAAAUUAUACAGCUGACAACAAUGGACCAUUUGGUUUUUCAACUUCAAAUCCGUCCCAGCAGAUGCAUUUCUGAGUGAGAGAAAGAAAAAAAUUAUUGGUGUCUCGUAAAACUAAACUCUUUGGUGUUACUGGUGGAGUGCUCCAGGGAUCAGUGCUUAAGCCUUUGCUUUUUAAAUUUUAUUACUUAUCUUUAUAAUAUUGAACAUAUUGGUAGAAUCAUAAUUACUAAAUUAGUGAUGUCAUUAAAUUUAAAUUCCUGGCAUUAAGUAUCCAAAUACUAUAGCUUGAUUUGAGAAAGAAAGAAAAACUGUUAUUUAUGAAAGAAAACGAAAUGGACUCUAAUAUAAUUAUGUCCCAUCCAAGUGUUCGAGUGAGAGGAAUGGAGGCAAACUUCACACCAGCUAAAUGCAGAGAUCCUGUAUGCAUAGAUAAUUCUUCACAUAUGCAUUGUCCAUUCUGUGCCAAGACCGAGAUCUAUCACGACACAAAAAUAUUAAAAGCCCACUAUUAUGUAAAACAUGUUGACAAAGGAAUUGACUUUGCUGGUUUAAGAAUCCUAAGAUGCAGUGACCACUGUGAUAUAAUAGGGCUCAUCAAAGGUGAAAAAAAGUUUAAAGGAGCCCACUGGCAUUGCUACAAAUGUAAAAAUGGAUUUAAUCGUAGGAAUGAAGCCAUCAAGCAUUACAAAACACAUUUUCGACAUCCAGGAACAACAUUUCAAAUUCAUAUAUCUCAGAAUGUUGCAAGAACUGAAGAUGUAAAUUUUUCAUCUGAACCCACUACAGCUGAAAAAUCACUUCUGUUCUCCGUGAACGGCAUGUCUGCCAUUAUUCUCAAUGGGCAAGGUAAUAGUGACAGUGAAGGGACUUGUGCUAUGGCAAAUAUUUCUGAAUCUUCCGGUGAAGUGGAAACUGCUGAUAUGAUGAUCGUUCAAGAAGAAGAUCCUUGUGGAGUAUCAUCAUCAAUUGUUAACUCUUCAAACACAGAAGAAACAGAAGACAGUAUAGGUGAAGAUCUUAAACUGGAUCUUAAAACCCAUAUCAAAAAGUUAAAAGAUAAAGAAAUACGUGAGAAAGCACUUGAAAAAGAAAUCAUAGAAUUAAAGGCACAGCUUCUAACCCAUAAAAAGGAGCUGGAGAAGGCCCAUCAGAGAGAACAAAAGUUGUUAAAGCAACUGAACAAAUCUGUAAAUGCAAAACAAGAAGAACUUCCACUAUCCUUUCAGAGUCAACCAUCUGAAUUUUCCAAACAACAAAUAAUACAGUUCCAAAUCCAGAAACAAGAUGUGCAGUGUCCUGCUUUGGCCCUGGAUACAUGUUCUGGCUUCUUGUCUCAGACUGUUCCAAUGUCCAUUUGCAAUCAUAUUCUGCCUCCUGUGCCUGUAUCAAUGACAGUUGAGCCCACUUUGCAACCACACAUGGUUACUUCAUCAACUUUUACUUCUACUCACCAGUCUUUACCAUCCUUCUCUGAGAACUCUUUGACUCCCAAAGACAGUGAUUUUCUUAGUUUCACAUCUGGAAAAUCUAGCAAUGAACUAAAUAAAGCCCCAUUUAUUGUGACUGUUUCUCAGGUAAACAGUGUGCCAAAGGUCAACUCAGCCUCUUCAUCAGGCACUGAUAACUUGCCAUCACAUACUGGAAGACUAGGCCAACCCAUCAAUGUGGUCAGUAUUCCAGUGGUGACAUCUGUACCGAAAGGUUCUCAGAUCCUUAGUGGAUGUAACUUUGCCAGUCCACAAAAAACAGCAUUGUCAUUGUCUCCACCAAUAAUAUGUUCUGCACCAAACAACCAAGUUCCAGGACCACCUUAUGGUUUAAAGGGAACAUCUUCAAGUUUUACGUUUAUGCAGACAGUGCCGGCCAGCACUGAUUUAGCCUCUAUACCAUCUCAGAAUUCACACACAAGUAGUGGUUUUUCUUCUGUAUCAUCUAUGUCAAAAACUUGUAAUGUGGGAGAAUCUCCUAGUAACUAUUAUUUGGUGCAAACCAACCCCAUCAGUUCAGGUGCACCGUAUGUUUCAUCUGAUGUGUCAAAAAAUAUGACUCUUUCUCCCUCUUCAUUACCAAUUACAAAGCUAUAUGAGUGUGAAAGAAUCUCUGAUAACCUUGCGUUAGCACAGAGAAGUCCCAAUAACUUAAGUAUUUCAAACGUUUCACCCAUUUUAGCACAUACUGUAUCAGUCUCAGCUUUUCCAUCAUUUACCACAAAAGCAAGACAACAUGCUAGAAACUCUAGUGAUAAUUUAGUUGUUCAUGUAGUUCCUGUCACCUCUUCAAGCCCUGGGAAUACCCAUUCAACAUUCACCACAAGAGACUCUGAACCACUAAAGGAGGCAUUGCCAUCCUUCUGUAUUCCAGCCACCACUGGACACCUAAUUAUGCCUCUUUCUAAAGAAUUGGUAACAACUGGUGGAAGUGCAUGCUUAACUUUAUCAGAGAUGGUGGAGUCAUCUUCUUUAGAGGAGAGUUCCUUUAGUAAAGCUCUGUGUGCUGCACCUGUUGUUGUUGAAUAUACUAUACCAUCCACUUCAUCCACUGGAAAAAGGGUGCUGAGCCCUGGUAACACACAUAACAAAAGAAUCAAAUAGAAUUAAAUCAAUUUGCAAUGUUUCAUAGCUCUUGUAGAUUUAUUGGAUUAACCUGUAAACAAAUAAUUGUAAAGACUAACAUACUAAGAUCUUAUGAUUAAGUAUUGCCAGACUUUUACUCAUUAAAGAAACAUUGAAUUUCUUCAAUGUGCAACUAUAUUUAUUUUAUGCAAUAAAAUCCUUGUAGAGUCAUGCAUGAAACAGAACUAAUUAAACUUUUGUGCACAUUAAGCCUGAAGAAGAGAAGUUGCAUAUAACAUCCCUGGAUAAAAUAAAUUUGAAUCUAUUUCAAUGUUGUAUUUUUAUGUUAUAAUAUUGCAUUUAUCUUCCAACGUUGUAUGGAUUCCAAUUCUUGUGGAAACUUUAUUUAUUUAUCUUAUAACAAUGGUUUCCAACGUUAAUGUAACUCUCUAAAUUAGUUGGUCUGAGUUUUAUGUUGCAAAUGUACUUGUGCCUUCUAGGUUGUUUGAAUAGGUGUAUUAAAUACAUUAAAAGCCAUAUAUUUAUAUGCAGUCAGUAUGAUUGCCUAUCUUUGCUUUGUGAUUUCAGUCUUGAAAUUAGCUUAUUUUUUAAAGUUUUUACAUAUUAAACAUAUGACUUCAUUAUUUUUUUAUAUUUAGUUAUCAGUGUAGCCUCAGUUAUUAAAAAGAAUGCCAGUUUCUGUUAGAAACCUGUAAUUUUUCUGGUGAUUUUGAUAUAUGCAGUUCUGUAAACUCUCCUCCUUUUCUUGUUAUGCUUAAUGUUGUUGCUCCCUAUCAAAGUACAGUUUUGUGAACACUGUUUACGGUGUUCUGAUUUUGUAAAAAUAAUAUAUGGAAGUGAUUUCCAUACAAGAAGUUUUAUGAACAUAUUGUCUUUUACCAAAGUGUAAGAUGAGAGUAAUGUAGGAGUUUAAUAUGAAUAAAAUGUACAUAUGUAUUAUACAUAAAAAGUCUAGGUAAAGUUUAUUAUACCUACUUUUACUUGUGGUCUGUAACUUCAGUAAUGAGUUUUGUAUAGUUUACUAAUAAAAUUUUGAGUUUUAUUGUAUAGUUGCUUAUGUUGCAAAAUUAUGAUAUCACAAUUUUCCAUCAUCUGGAUGGAAUUAUAGCACGUACAUGUACUUAUAUACUCAAAUUGAAGUCAGAUUUGCCUAUGUGUAAAAACUAAUUAUCAGUGAAUGAAGUUAGUAAAAUGUAUUUUUCCUAUGCAGUGAAUAUUUUGCAUUAAAUUGUUUCAGUGUUCUAUGUAAAUUGGUUUCUUUUACCUGUGGCAAGUUUUAAUUAUUGCUGUUUAGUGCAAAACCUAAACCAUAUUGUUGCAUGUAUAAUAGCACUAUAUAGAUUUAAAUUUUUUCAUUAUUGUGGAACAUUAAAGAUUUUAUGUUUUCAUAAUUCUAGUGUGAUAUACUUUGUAGUUACAAUAUGUAAAUUUAGUAAUAUGUAGGACUAGAUAUACAAGAUCAGAGAUUCUAAAUGGCUUUAAUGGAUUGUUACUCAAGUAGAGUUUUGAAAUCAUGAUACUAAGCUACUGUAAUCAGAAGUUCUUAUAUAACAUGUCUACUGGAUGAUUUACGUGUAUUUAUAUUCGUAUGUGCUAAGAAGAUUCAGAAAAUCUGUUAUGCUCACAAAGAAUGAACUGGAAAAUAUUAUAGGAUCAUAGGCUUUUUUUUUUUGUCAUAUCAUAUACAUGUAUAUGAUUAUACAAGAUAUGUAAAAAUUGAA